Messenger RNA from Portunus trituberculatus (swimming crab), 3695 nucleotides. Its product is annotated as aladin-like. Gene Ontology annotation, molecular function: protein binding. The coding region runs from base 250 to 1857 and encodes 535 amino acids. The record is from RefSeq and is a predicted model, not a curated record. Gene Ontology annotation, cellular component: nuclear pore. NCBI's taxonomy places the organism in Eukaryota, Metazoa, Arthropoda, Malacostraca, Decapoda, Portunidae. The transcript has 11 exons. Gene Ontology annotation, biological process: nucleocytoplasmic transport.
CCGUUAAAAAGGAGUAUUUCCCCAAGACCUAACCAAACAACUCAUAACUCAACUCAACACAACUCAACACAGGACUCGUAAUAUAACCAGAGUGCCCCAGAAAAGAAGAAAAAGUACACUGAAGAAGCAAAAAGAGCAAUACAUGAGGUCUGGUUAGUGAAGAGACAAGCAGAGGAAGAGGACACAUUAGCAGGGCAGUGACAGGCGGCGAGGUGAGCAGAUUUCAAAGGCAACAAGUAAGUGAGGAAGAUGAUAAGCUUGGACCACCUGCCACCACCACCACCACUAGGGCAAGUUACGGCUUACGAGAAUGACGGCCGCCUCUCUGCCUUCAGUAGGACCGAGGCGCUGCUGGCCGCUAAGAAAUGGCUGAGUGAGGAGCGUUACAUAGAGGUGAUGGUGGGACAGGAGCCGGUGAGAAGUGCCCACAGCAAGCAGGAGGCGCGGGAUGCCUUCUAUGCCCACACUGAGACCCCAUGGCAGCGUAUCAUGUUUGCUUACUAUGAGGACGGGUGGGAGGCGGCGCUGCAGGAGGCAAUGCGGUGUGAGGGUGAGGGCAGACUGCAGCGUACGGUCUCCCUGACAGCCUCGGUGGUGGUUAAAAUCAGCUGUUUUCUCAAGCGCCUUCACUCCCUCCUGCCGUCGCCUGUCAGGGUGCCGGGACACUCUGCAGGGCCUUUGGCUUUUCGAGGGAGCAGCGGCAGCAUCAUGAGUGUGAGCUGGCACCCGCACACCACCACACUCGCUGCCGUGGUUUGCGAUGACACAGUGCGCAUCUUUGUGGCGGGACACAGUGUGGCUCCCUUCCUGAAGCACCGCCACCAGAAGGCCGUUACUCAGGCUGCAUGGAUGCCCUUAUCGGCGGGUGUGCUGGCCAUCGGGUGUGAGAGUGGGGUGCAGCUGUGGGUGCUGGACCCUAACAGUGUGGUGGGGCGGCCGUCAGGGUCCUGUGCCACCCUGCUCACCCACCCUGCCGUCACCCCUGUCACCUCCCUCUCCUGGCAUCCCAAGGGAAAUCUCCUUGCCUGUGUGGGUGGAGGAGGGACGCGGCUGGUGGUGUGGGACGUGUGGAGGGAGGUGGCGGUGGUGGUGCACGGUGGGACGGGGGGGACAGCUACCCAGGUGGUGUGGUCCCCCGAUGGCUCAAGACUCCUGGUGACUUAUGCUGGCAAGAUUAUGAGAGUAUUUGAGACACACACCUGGACCUACGAACAGUGGGGCCUGGAGUCACCUGUGCAGUCAGCCGUGUGGUCAAGCCGGGGUCACGUGCUGCUGUUUGUGACCCAGGGCGACCCGCUGCUAUACCACCUGACCUUCGCACCGGGGGAGGGAGUCGGGGGGUCACAGGUGGCAUCGCAGGUGGCUGAUCUGACCCAGGUGUUUGUGGCGACUCAGGAUGGAGAGGAAGUCAGUGUUGGUGGGGCAGUGCGGCAGCUGGUGUGGGAUCCAAGGAGUGAGAGGCUGGCUGUUGUGUUCCGGGAUACUGAGUGUGUUGCGCUCUUCCACACUCACUCUCACCCGACUCUCCAUCUUGCUCCGGGUGGGUUCAUCCGAGGAGAGGCGUGCCAGGUCCCAGUCAGUGCCACCUUCCAGCAGAACCUGUCCAGUGGUGCUGUGCUGUCUGUGGUGUGGAGCAGUGGACAAGUGACUCAUAUACCAAUGCGUUACUCAUCCCGCGACGACCACACCACCGCCACACCACUACACCACCAUCUUCACCACCACACCUCCCCCCUCACUUCCCUGCCUCACUCUGCCUCCCUCCCUCACUCAGGCUUCUUCUCUGAGAUUACCCUGUCUCCUGUCACCUCCCCCACCUCCCCUAUCACUGCCAGAAUGUUUGCCUCCCCUACCUAACCCAACUAACCUAAGCUGAAUGAUGAGAUAAAUAGAUAGAUAGGUAAGAUAGGGAAAAAUGAUGCUGUGGAAGGUAGAUAGAUAGAUUUUGUAGUGAAGUAGAUUGAUAGAAAGGUAGAUAAAGAAAAGAGUAAGGUUUGAUAGAUAAAUAGAAAGGUUUUUUUUAAUGAAGUUGAUUGAUAAAUAGGUAGAGAAGAGAAUAAAGUUAUGAUUUGAUGUAGAAGAGAUAGAAAAGUUUGUAGUGAAAUAGAUAGAUAGAUAGAUAGAUAGAAAGGUGUGUAUUGAAAUAGAUAGAUAAAUAGAGAAGAGAAUAGGAUAGAUAGGAAAGUUUGUAGUGAAAUAGAUCGAUAAAUAGAGAAGGUAAAGAAGAGAAUAAGGUUUUGAUAAUCUAUAGAAAGGUUUGUAGUUAAAUAGAAUAAUAGAUUGAUAAAAGAAAAGAAUAAAGUUUUGAUAGAUAGAUAGAAAGAUUUUUAAUGAAGUUCAAUGAUAGAUAAAUAUAAAGUAGAUAGAGUAAUAGAUAGAAUGAUAGAUAAGUCAUGGUUAAUAUAUAAAUGAGGAUGCUGUGAUAGAUAGAGGUAGACUGGAAAGUUAUAAAAGUGAGAUUGGAAAGUAGGUAAAUUGAAAAGCUAUGCAGUGAAAUUAACUGACUGGUAGAUAAAUGAGUAGAAAGAAAGCUUAGGGUGAAACAAAGGUGAGAGAAGAUAGGUAGAUAAAGAAAUAAGAAAGAGAAUAGGAAGAUUAAUAGGUAGAUAUGCUAGGUUAGAUAUGUAGAGAGAAAUUACUAGAUAGAUAUUGAUAAAACUGUAAUAGGUAAGUGACUGCUCAAAAAAUAAAUGGAUAGAUGGAUAAAGAAAUAGAUGGAUUUAAAUUUACUAGUGGACUUGUUAUCGAGAGAACUAAUAAGGUCAAGUAGGAAAACAAAGAGAGAUAAAUAGAAUAAGAAUAAGAUAAAGUUUAAAGUUUUUCAAGAACCUCAAUAUUGUGCCUCAUAAACUUGUGGAUUCAUUGUCGAGGAAAGUAAUAAAGUGAAGUCAACUGAAAAACUAAAAUAGAAUGAAUGAGGUUUAAGCUUUCUCAAGAACCUCAAUAUUGUGCCUCACGUUUACUAGUGAAUUAAUUGUUGAGAGAAGUAAUAAAUUCAACUGGAAAAAAAAAUAAGAGACAUAAACAGAAGGAAUAAGAUUAGUUUUAAGUUUCCUCAAGAACCUUAUAUUGCAUUUUCUCAAGAACCUCAGUAUUGUGCCUCACAUUUACUAGUGAAUUAAUUGAUGAGAAAACUAAUAAAGUAAAGUCAGCUGAAAAAAAGAUAGACUGAAUGAAGUUUUAAAUUUUCUCGAGAACCUUACAUUGCAUUUUCUCAAGAACCCUAACAUUUACUAGUCAAUUAAUUGUCGAGAGAACUAAUAAAGUCAACUGGAUAAACAAAGAUAAACAGAAUGAAUAAGAUUAGUUUUGAGUUUUCUCAAGAACCUUACAUUGCAUUUUCUCAAGAACCUCGAUGUUGUUCUUCGGAUAUUCAUUGUCGAGAGAACUAAUAAAGUAAACUCAACUGAAAAACACAAAGAUUGAAUGAAGUUUUAAGUCUCCUCAAGGAUCAUACAUUACAUUUUUUCAAGAACCUCAAUAUUGUGCCUCAGAUAUACUUGUGAUUCACUGUCGAGAAAACUGGAAAAAAAGAAAUGGUCAACUGGAAAAAAGAGAAUGAAUGAGAUUUAGUUUUAAGUUUUCUCAAGAACCUUGCAUUACAUUUUUCUCAAGAACCUCAAUUUUGUACUUCUUUUUCUUUCCUAUAUCCUUUUUUCUACAUACAAGAUGAACAAAAUAAAGAAAAGAUUGUA